UUAUGGAGGCAAAUCGAAAUUUCAAAACGUUUCCGAAUUUCCAAUCUUCAAUUCGAACGUAACAGCAACCACACAUAAAAUCAAUUCAAAGUUUCAAUCACUUUCUCCUUCCCUCUCUCUUUGAUUUUUCAAUGACCAAAAUCAGCCACCGUAGCUGAAUCUGAGAAAUUAAGGUAAAUUCCCAAAACCCAAAAUCAGUUCCCGCCGAGUUUUUCGGCGCCACCUCAAUUCAGCUCAGUCUGUGCUCGCACUAAGAUGAUCGAUUGCGCUUUGUGCAUUUUAAUCGAUUGGGAGCUGGCCACAAAGACUUGUCUUUUUUUUUUCUGGUGAGAUUUGAAUUGCAGCUUUUAAUCAUGGGGUUCUCGAAUGUGCUAUUGCUUAGCAAAAUCAUGGGUAGAAUCCAAUUGUUGAAAACCCCUCUUUUUUUGCUUAUUUGAGGGUUUCAUAUAAUUUGAUAUUUUGUGUUAGUCAAUUAAGGAGAAUUUCCCCUUUCUCUCGUGUUCUGCAUCUGCUUUCUUCUACUUAAUUGGAUAUAGGUUUUAGUUUGGGGGUAGUAUUGAAUUCGAUUUCUGAAUUGGGGAUGAGGGAGCUAAGCAUUGAGUCAUUUUAUGCACGGCUAAGACAGUCAGCUAUAGCCUCAGCUUCAUCCGCCCCUCUUCUAAUCUUCCCCUCAACCUCAGAUGCUGAUUCACUAUGUGCGUUGAAAAUCAUAGGGCAUGUUCUUGAAUCUGAUUCAAUUAGGUAUGCCUGUUACCCGGUUUCUAGUUUCAAGGAAAUCCACAAGUAUGCAGGGCCAAAUCUUAGUUCAUCCGCGAAUGAGCCCAUAACCAUCUUGUUGAUUAAUUGGGGUUGCCAUAGGGAUCUUAGGAGGGACCUGCAGAUCGGUCCCUUAGCUCGAGUUUUCGUUGUUGACAGUCAUAGGCCGAUCCAUUUGCAUAAUUUGAGUGACCAGAAUGACUGUGUGGUGGUGCUUUACACGAAGGAUGAUGAGAACCAGGCCGAUCUUGUUUAUGAUUUCGAUGUGUCCACUGUUGCGAAUGCGAGUGAAUUGAACAGUGACGGUGAGGUUGAGGAAGAUUCGGAGAGUGAAGAUGAAAAUGAUAGUGAUGUUGAGGAGGGUGGGGAAGUAGGUAGAAAGAGGAGGAGAGAUUCUGAAAAUGAGGGGAAUCCUGAUAAGUUGUUUAAAAAGUUGAAGAGAGACUAUUACUAUAUGGGAACGUACCAUGGGAAGCCGUCAGGAUGCUUGAUGUAUGAGCUGUCACAUUCUCUAAGGAAGAACAAGAAUGAGUUACUCUGGUUGGCUUGUGUGGCUUUAACUGAUCAGUUCGUACACGAGAGGUUAACUGAAGAGAGAUACCAGGCGGGGGUUAUGGAACUCGAGCAGCAUAUUAACAGCUCAGGAAACUUGGAUGCUAUUACAUCAGUCACACUCAAGGAUGGCACAAAGGUUACUGUGCCCGAUUCUUCCAGAAUCGCUUAUGAGGACGAGCCUAGGUUGAUGUUAUUGCAAGAGUGGAACUUGUUCGACUCAAUGCUGUGCUCAUCGUAUGUGGCAACUAAACUGAAGACUUGGAGUGACCCCGGGUUGAAAAAUAUGCAGCUUCUUUUGGCUCGGAUGGGUUUUGCAAGAGAAGAAUGCAAACAGAAAUACCAAUACAUGAGUGUGGAGAUCAAACACAGAAUGAAAGAUAUGUUUCAAAAGUUCCUACCCGAGAUUGGACUCAGGGAUUUCUACUAUAGAGGUUUCCUGCUGUUGCACGGGUAUAGCUCGAAAGUCUCUGCUGCAGAUGUGGUGUAUGGGGUUACUGCUCUUCUAGAGUCGUUCGUGGAGGCAGAUGGAUCUUCUGGCUCGAAACAGUUUGGUGUGGCGUAUGAUGCGUUGUCCCUCAACAAUGUCGAGAAGCUGGAACUGGGAAUGAGGCAGGCUAUCAAGGUGCAACGGGCUGUUCUCAGACAAGGAAGCACAGCCAUAACGAAGAAGGGGUCGAUAAGGAGUGGGAGUAAGUUCAGAUGGGUGAAACUCGAAGACACUGCUGAUGCAAAACUCUUAUGUCACCCUCAGGCUCUAACUAAAUUCGGGUUCUUCCUGAUGGAUGCUCUACGCGAGAAGGGAGCAAGGAUGAAGCCUCUGAUAUGCGUUUGCUACACUGAGGAACAGAGGAAAGUGCUGAUUGUUGGCAUAUGUGGGAAGCCACGCCUUGGCGCACGAAAUGGAAAUGCGUUUGGGAUUGCCUUCAGAAGCGCGGCUGAUGAGACCAGAGCUGAGUACUUUCAUGAGCUCUUUGAGUCGUCGUGGAUAGUCUUGGAGGCGGCUGCAGUAAAUUCAUUCAUGAUCAGGUUAACUGAGAAACUGUUGUGAUAUGUGAUCAUCUUUUCAUAUUUGUAUCUCUUUCACUUAACUGAGAUUCUGUUAUUCAUAGAUGUCUUUUUUUUGCAUUCUAAUAGACUAAUGCUUUGUUAACUUCUUGCAUGUAACAUUAUCACCAUUCAAUAACUAGAUUGAAUACUUCCAAGAUUAUAGUUUCUUCUUUGAAAACAACUCCAACAUUGGAUAGUAGCAAAUGGGAUGGGA
Salvia splendens (bonfire salvia) is the source of this 2572-nucleotide messenger RNA. Its product is annotated as cell division control protein 45 homolog. The record is from RefSeq and is a predicted model, not a curated record. Gene Ontology annotation, biological process: DNA replication initiation; mitotic DNA replication preinitiation complex assembly; double-strand break repair via break-induced replication. Gene Ontology annotation, molecular function: chromatin binding; DNA replication origin binding; single-stranded DNA binding. Gene Ontology annotation, cellular component: DNA replication preinitiation complex. The coding region runs from base 581 to 2359 and encodes 592 amino acids. The transcript has a single exon. Lineage: Eukaryota; Viridiplantae; Streptophyta; Magnoliopsida; Lamiales; Lamiaceae.